Molecule: messenger RNA, 351 nt
Organism: Penicillium bovifimosum
Lineage: Eukaryota; Fungi; Ascomycota; Eurotiomycetes; Eurotiales; Aspergillaceae
Exons: 6
Coding region: 1-351 (116 amino acids)
Source: RefSeq, a predicted model, not a curated record
AUGACAAUCGAUCUGCGCCCAUCCCGUGCCGGCUACGGUCAACGAGACAAGAUCGAAGUUUGCCAAUCCCCCGUUGACCAUGAGAGACGAAACGAGUUCGAAGUUCGCCAAUUCCUCGUUGACCAUGAGAGACAGAACGAUGCGAGUAUAGAGUCCUCCCGAUACCUUGCUGCCAACGAACUGAGACUUCCCGCUGCACCGCAUGAACCUCAAACCCUUCUCAUAAAUGAUGAUUUCGAAAUCGAAGUUCGCCAAUCCCACGUUGACCACGAGGGACGGAACGAGGUGACUAUAAAACCCUCCCGAUACCUUCCUGACAAUGAAUCAAGGUCUGUCCGCUGCACCGCAUGA